AAGCACCAUGCUUUCGGUCGGCAGUGUAGGUUAAGUUUCAUCGCCACGCGGUAUAAAACCGCGCAUCGUCCUCCCGGGGAAGGCACAGUCUUCGCAAACAGUCCUAGCGCAAGCUGCUAGUGAGGUUUCGGGUUCCAAUAGUUACUAACUACUAGAAAAGUGCAGCCACCGACCGCCCCCCUGCCCAAUAGGUUCUCUCGUCAGACGGUGCAACAGUGUUGUGUGCAAGUGACUGACGGACAAUAAUAAACAAACAAACAGUGCUGUGUGAGGAAAUUGAAAGUGCUGCUGCAGUGAUUGAAUCAUCAUGCGAGCCUUCGUGUUGGGUUCGGUGUUGCUGCUGGCCUCGGCCUCGUCCGGGUCAUACUUGAGUCAUGAAGUGUCCUCACAGUACCAGGCUCACGAUGGCAUCGGCGGAUACUCGUACGGCUAUGCUGAUCCAAAUUCGCAAAAGCACGAGACCAAGGAUGCCCAUGGAAUCACCCACGGAGGUUACUCCUACGUCGAUGGUGAUGGCCACGUGCAAACCGUAAAGUACACUGCGGAUCCUUUCCACGGCUUCCAAGUCGUUGGCACCAAUCUACCCAAGGCUCCAGCUCCAGUACACUCGCACUACGGCGGUCCAUGGGCUCACUCGUACUCCCCCGUCGUUCUGGGCCACAACGGAGCUCCCCUGGAAACCCCGGAAGUCCAGGCUGCCAAGGCCGCUCACUUUGCCGCCCACGCCGAAGCCAAGGCUAGACUACACAAACGGUCGCUCUACACCACUUCCUGGAAGUACGUCCCGGCUCACGCCCCUGAGAUCAAACCAGCCCACUACGCCCAACCAGCUCCGGCAGCCCCCCACUAUGAUCACCACCACGAGGCUCCCCUUCAGAAAUGGCACGGACCCAUCCACAUCCCCGUGAUCCACAAUGGCGUCCCGGUGGAAACCCCAGAAGUUCAGCAUGCCCGCGCCUUCCACGCUUCGGCUCACAUCCAUGGCUACGCCCCGGCCCAUGAACAGUACCCGGGAACCCCGGCUGCCCACGAAGAUCAGACCAAGUACGGCCCAUGGAAGGGACCGGUGCACAUCCCGGUCAUCCACGGCGGAGUCCCCGUCGAGACCCCAGAGGUCCAGCACGCCAAGGAAGCGCACCUGAAUGCGCUGGCCAGUGCCCACGCCGCGGCCUCGCACGGCCCGGAGGAUGACGGAUCGUACAAGCCGGAACUGUGGGAUGAUCACCACUACCAGCACCAGCACCAGCAGCAGGAUCACCGCUAUCAGCAGCACUAGUCUAACUCUACGAUGCCAAAAUUUACACCUUACACCUAAGCCGGAUUUCAUUUUUAUUUUUCCUACUGUUGAACCAUGUUUUGAGUGCCAAUCAGGAGGAGGAAUGCUUCCGCCGCUACGGGCCACGUUCCGCAGUCGUUAGGCGGAAGUAGCCUCAACCGACGCUCGAUCUUCGCUCGUUUUUCUGCGUGUCGCACUUUUUGGCACCUGUUGAACAAUGUUGAUUGAUUUGUAUGUAUGUUUAUGAAGGAGAAGUCGUAUGUUAUAAUGCAAAGCAUUGAUGAAAACUGA
Molecule: messenger RNA, 1567 nt
Organism: Aedes albopictus (Asian tiger mosquito)
Lineage: Eukaryota; Metazoa; Arthropoda; Insecta; Diptera; Culicidae
Product: pupal cuticle protein Edg-84A-like
Exons: 2
Coding region: 308-1276 (322 amino acids)
Source: RefSeq, a predicted model, not a curated record